AUGCAAUUCUGCCGCUGCUGCCGAGUGUGGAGCCUGCACGACUCGCUGUGCGAGGCAGGGCUUGCUCCUGCUGCUGCUCCUGCAGUUUCUGCUGAGCAACAACAGCAACAGCAGCAGCAGGAACUCUCAACAACUGACACUGGCAUCCGCGCAUCCUCCCCGAGAGAGACUUUAACGCCAGCCUUUGGUGCCUUUGCAGCGGAAGCAACGAUGACUGCUCCAGGUUCCAAACGGCCUUCUGCUGCAGCAGGAGCAGCAGCAGGAGAAGCAGCAGGAGGUGCUGUACGUACUGAAGCAGCAGAACCAUCGGAAUCUGCAGUCCCUUCCUCCGUAGUGGCUGCGCUCAUAACUGAGGGGCUGUUACACCCUCAAGAAUCUCUUGAGAAGUUGGAGGAAAACUUUUUGCUGCUGGACUUCGAUCCAGAAAAAUCAGCUGCGUCGGCCCAAGCUGCUCAUCGGCUCCUCAAAGAGUUUGUCAGCUGCAGCAGCAGCAGUAGUAGCACUAACAGCAGCAGCAGCAGCAGCAGCGGCACAACUGCCUCAAGGGGGGGAUAUUCUGUAUGUGGGGAGGUGGCCUGCUCCCGCUUGGGCUUUGCGCUGCGGCAGCAACAACGGCUGCAACAGAUGAUGCAGGCAGACUCUCAAACACUGCAGCAAAUGCUACAGACAAAAAGAGACUGGGAAAUUCUUGCUGGUGACUCGCAUCCCCUUGUUGGGACCGACGAGCGCUGCUUUCCUUAUAACUUCUUUGCCCUGUGUCGGGCCUUCUUGGACCCUGAAUGGAGCAACCAAGCUCCUCUGCCUGCGGGCACACCCUGCAGCACAAAUGCCAUCAGCAGCAGCAGCAGAAACAGCAGCAACAGCAGCAACAGCAGCAACAGCGAUGACGCUCUUUUGCAGCCAGGAGAGAGCCGUUGCUUCCCAGUGAAUUUACAGGCCGUGCAGAAACUCCACAACGGCAUCGUUGCUGCCGCAAGGGCUACUGACCCUGCUGCUGCUACUGCUGCUACAGGCGACUGGGACCCAAUAGCACUCCUACUGCAGAUGAUAUAUGGCCUUUGCUGCCGACUGCUGCAGCGGGCUGCUGCGCUGGAGCAUCCGCAGCAACUGCUAUUCGUUCCGGUCCUCCUUGAGGGUCCUCUUUUGGAUGAGUCACCCGACUUUUCGGAGUUGGCGAAAAUUUGCGAAGUCGUCGCUGUUCUACCCUAUGCGUCAAAACGCACCAUCGCCAGAUGGUACCUCGAUGCCCCCGCGCGACACAUGGAGCAGCACAUCACGCUUGUGCAGCAGCUCAUCACAGGCAAGAUUAACAUGCUGUCUGCUGGGCCGUUGGAGCUAUGGCACUACAUUCAGGCUUCGCAGCACCCAGCUGAGACGGCCUUAAGAGCAGCACUGCUGCUGCUCCACCUCCUGUAUGCUGCCAAUGUACACCGGCAGCAACGGCGCCUGCAGAUGAGCAAGAAACUCCAGCAACUAGACAAUUUUCAGCCCUCUCGAAGAACGCCAUACUUCCCAGCAGGAGCAACAGGAGCAGCAACAGCAGGGCACGAAACAGGGGCUGGUGCGCAGGAAGCACUGCAGCAGGUGCAACAGCAGCAACAGACGCACCAGGAGGAGAAGGAAGAACUAAGUGAAGUUGAUUUCAGUUUAUUUCACAACGACGCCAUCAACUCCAGUCAUCAGAUGCUACAGCACGAGUUUGCCCUGUGGCUGCGACUGCGGAGAGGCGCAGCAGCACCAGCGGUCAGCAGCUUCUUGCUGCAGCAAGCGCUCCAGCAGCAACAACAACGAGAUACAGGCAGUCGUAGCAGGGACCGAAACAGCCUCUCGACUCCACCAGACUCUGAAUCAGCGGCAAGCUCUCUGGAGACCCCUCCCGCUGCAACAGCAGCGUCAGGGGCAACAGCAGCGGCAGCAACAGCACCAGCGGGAACAACACCAGCAGUAACACCAACAGCAACGACAGCAGCAAGAAACGGCGUGUUGCCAGCAGCAACAGCAGCUGCAGCAGAAGAAGCCGCUGAAACAACGGCAGCAGCAGGUUCAGCAGCUUUGCAUUCGAUGUCUGCACAGUCUCUAUUCUCAGGCGGGGCUGAGACAGAGGCAGCUCUGGGCAUGUUGCCACCAGACCCAGGAGUCCCAGCAGCAGCAGCAGCAGCAACAGCAGCAACGGCAGCGACUGCAGCGACAGCACUGGCAACAGGAGCAACACAAGGAGGUGGCAUACCUGACGAGGCAGACGUAUUUUUCUCAGGGGAGACGGUUCCAGGUGUCGAUACAUCUGCAGAUGUAGCCAGGAUCCGAGUGGCGCAGGCAGCAGCAGCGGCAGCAGAAGCACAAGCAACAGCUAACAACAUGGGUUUGCUGCCGUUGCCAUUGGGUAUAUGGGGUUCAUCGUCUGUUGCUGCAGCUCUUGCUGCAGGUGUUGCGUCUCCUGCUGCAGUGUUGUCGAGUCCAGCAGCCGCAGCCGCAGCAGCAACAGCAAGCAGCCCCUUUAAUCACUUUGCGCUGCCGCAAGCCAACUUGCACGCGAAUACGUUCUCUCUAGUCGCCCAUCCCUUCGUGCUGGAUGCAUCAGCAAAGGCUGAGAUAAUCAGGAUGCAGGCAACCCUUGAGCAGCAGCACCAGGCCCGCCAGGCUGAGGUGCAGGCUUUACUGAGUUUGUGUCGGGGGGGCAUUGGCUCGCCGCUGCCGUUUCUGUACUUGCGCGUGCGGCGGACGCAUCUGGUGGAAGACACGCUGCAGCAAAUUGCGAGCAGCAGCAACAGCAGCAGCAGCACUAGGACAGACCUCCGCAAGGCCCUCAAAGUGAAGUUUAUCGGCGAGGAAGGCAUCGACCAAGGAGGAGUAACAAAGGAAUUCUUUCAACUUCUCGUUGAUGAGGUCUGCAAAUCUGCAAACCUUGAAUAG
Molecule: messenger RNA, 2910 nt
Organism: Eimeria acervulina
Lineage: Eukaryota; Apicomplexa; Conoidasida; Eucoccidiorida; Eimeriidae
Product: E3 ubiquitin-protein ligase, putative
Exons: 9
Coding region: 1-2910 (969 amino acids)
Molecular function (GO): ubiquitin-protein transferase activity
Source: RefSeq, a predicted model, not a curated record